UCCGCCAGACACCACUCCAAUCCACCAACCCCACCCUCCUCUCACGCGUGCCUUGGGCAGCGCCAAGUGGGUCUCGAAACUCGGAGGCCAUUUACUCUCUCACGCACAAAGUGUUUAGGGGGUGAGUCAGAUGGCUUCAUGACCCGCCGUCUCUACGAGAAGCUCCGUCUCGCGCUCCUCCUAGCCAGACCCACCCGCUUCCUCUCGCUCAAGCUCGUCCACCUCUCCCUCUCCACGCUCCACCUCUGCAGGUCCCUCGCACGCGCCCUUGCCUCCAAAACCCUAGCCCUAUUCACUAUGGAUGACAACUUCUUCUACUCCUCCUCCUCCUCCUCCGCCGCCGCCGACGACCUUUGGGACCUUGACUCCCACUACCGCUUCCGCCCUCAACGGCGCCUCCUCGACGAAGACGAAGACGACGAGGACGCCAAUGCCGUUGACAAGGUCUACUUGGUUCCCUACAGGUGGUGGAAGGAGUCGCAGCAGCGUGAUGAUGAUGAAGCAGGAGGUGUUUUAUACUCUGUGUCAUUGAGUGAUGACACUGGCUCCGAAAUUGUAUUGCAUUUGAGGAAGAAAGAGGAUUCUGGGAAAAGUGAUAAAGCAGGAGAAGGGUUUUCAAGCCGUGAGUACGCCUUGCUUCCUGAAGCAAUGUGGUUGCGGGCCCUCAAGUGGCAUAAUGAUCUUAGUGUAGCAGUGAAGGAUAUUGGCAGUCACUAUGGUGCAGGAGAUUCUUUGCAGGAUGUGUUUCCUAUACAAAUUAGGCUUUCUGUUUUGUGGGAAACAAAUUCAUUGGUGGUAAAAGUGAGCCAAAAGGACAAUGUGCUUGGUUUUUACAAGAGAGCCUGCAGCAUUUUCAGUUCCGAAUUUGAUCCUUUAAGCAUUUGGGACUUCUCAGGGCAGACAACCCAAUUUUUCCUGAAUGACAGAAUUAAUCUGCACAAUGAUUCUUCUGGACAAGCAGGCAAAGAGAUUCUUCUUGAAUUGCAAGUAUAUGGAUUUUCAGAUUCUCUAAAGGGUAGAGAUCAGAGGAAUGAUGAGAUGGCCCUAGUACAGUCCAAGAUGGAAGGUCCCUUUUGCAGCGACUCUUUUAAGAUGAAUCGGAGCACUGAUAUAGUGGAUUCUUUUUUAACUUUGACCAACUCUUCACAGAGUGGUGAUAGCUAUAGAGGAGCUUGUUCCUUGGGCUUGACAGGAUUACAAAAUCUUGGAAAUACUUGUUUCAUGAACAGUGCCAUCCAGUGCUUGGUGCAUACGCCAAAGCUUGUUGAUUAUUUCCUAGGAGACUACCAAAAGGAGAUUAAUUAUGAUAACCCUUUGGGGAUGAAAGGGGAACUUGCUUUUGCAUUUGGAGAUCUAUUAAGGAAGCUAUGGGUGCCAGGAGCAAGGCCUGUGGCUCCAAGGAUGUUCAAGUCAAAACUUGUUCAUUUUGCUCCUCAAUUCAGUGGUUAUAAUCAGCAUGAUUCUCAAGAAUUUCUUGCUUUCCUGUUGGAUGGACUCCAUGAAGAUUUAAAUCGUGUAAAAUGCAAGCCAUAUAUUGAAGCUAAGGAUAUUGAGGGCCAUCCGGAUGAAGAAGUAGCGGAAGAAUAUUGGAAGAAUCACCUUGCUCGCAAUGAUUCCAUAAUUGUUGAUGCAUGCCAAGGUCAGUACCGGUCAAUGCUGAUUUGCCCUCUUUGCAAGAAGGUAUCUGUCACAUUUGAUCCAUUUAUGUACCUAUCACUGCCAUUACCUUCAACAACAUUGCGGACUAUGACAUUGACAAUUGUGAGCACUGAUGGGAUUACAUUGCCAUCUGCGUAUACCAUAACUGUGCCAAAUAGUGGGAGACUCACAGAUCUUAUUGAGGCCUUAAGUGCUGCAUGUUCUUUAAGAGAUGACGAAACCCUGUUAGUGGCUGAGAUAGUCAUGAAUCGAAUUUUGAAUUGGCUGGAGCCAUCUGGUUCAAUAGCCUUGAUCAGAGAUGAUGACAGACUUGUUGCUUAUCGGUUACCAAAAGAUAGUGAGAAAUCCCCCUUGGUUGUCUUCAAGCAUCAACAGGUGGAAAAUUAUGGCAUUACCCCAAGGUGGAAGACAUUUGGCAUUCCACUUGUAGCAAGGUUGUCAGAUCUUUCUUAUGGAUCUGAUAUUCGUAAACAGUUUCUGCAAUUACUCAAUGCAUUUUUAUUGCCCAUUGAAGAUGUAUUAAAUGAUUAUGAUGAUGAUGUGGGAAAUCCUGCUAAUGAAGAUUCUGAAAUGGAGGAUGCAACUAGCUCUACAGUUUUGGAUACUGAAACUGGUUUGGACUGUGGAACACGAGAUGAGACACAGUUGGGUGCUGACUUUAUGUUCUACAAAGGACCAGGGUCCGAGAUAAAGAUGAAUGAGCCCGUACUGGUCUCAGGGUUGACCAAGGAGUUGGAGGUGCUUGUUUUAUGGUCAGAUAAGAUGAUUGAGAAGUAUGAUACAGGUCUUCUCAGCUCCUUGCCGGAGGUCUUUAAGCCCCAAAGGUUCAUGAGGAGGCCUCAAGAGUCUGUUUCUCUAUACAAAUGCCUUGAAGCCUUCUUAAAGGAGGAGCCUUUAGGACCUGAAGACAUGUGGUACUGCCCUAGCUGCAACAAGCCUCGGCAAGCCAUCAAAAAGCUAGAUCUCUGGAGAUUGCCUGAGAUUCUUGUUGUUCAUUUGAAGAGGUUCUCAUAUGACCGAUAUUUUAAGAAUAAGCUAGAAACCUUUGUUGAUUUUCCAGUUGAUGAUCUUGAAUUCUCAACCUACAUUGCCCACAAGAAUAGCCAGUUGUCUACUUGCUACAUGCUGUAUGCAAUUAGUAAUCACUAUGGAGGUUUGGGUGGCGGUCACUAUACAGCAUCUGUUCAUCUUGGCAAUGGUAUGUGGUUUGAGUUUGAUGAUGAGAAGGUUUUUCCUGUCAGUAAGGACAGGAUUAAGACAUCCGCUGCUUAUGUUCUUUUCUACAAGAGAGUCCCAGAUGUAUAAUCUUCAGAAAUUUUUAGUCAGUCCCGAUAAUUUGGAUGGAGGAGAAGGCUAGCAUUAGCUUUAUCUUUUCCUUUCUUUUUUCCCCCGAAACAUUUUAUAGGUUUCCUCUAGGAGCAAGGCUUUUUGUUGCAGCUUGGAAUGAAGGAGAUACAUAUGGAUAGAGCUUGGAAUGAAGAGGAUGCAUAUUAGCUUGGAAUGAAGAUUAUACAUAUGGAUUAGGAUUUGAAAAUCUUAAUCCGAAUACAUACAGAGGAAAAGGAAUAAAGAAUUCAAUACUGUACAGCUUUCAGUGGGAUCAGGUGAAUGGGGUUAGAUUGUUACCUCUUUUGUGAUACAUGUACAUAUCCUUCAUUGAAAGAAUUCUUUGUAUACCUAUCCAUUUUCAGAUGGGGAAAGUUUCUCCCCAAUUAUAUCGUUUGUUAAAUUUUUUUUAGUACA
Molecule: messenger RNA, 3402 nt
Organism: Corylus avellana
Lineage: Eukaryota; Viridiplantae; Streptophyta; Magnoliopsida; Fagales; Betulaceae
Product: ubiquitin carboxyl-terminal hydrolase 8
Biological process (GO): protein deubiquitination
Molecular function (GO): cysteine-type deubiquitinase activity
Source: RefSeq, a predicted model, not a curated record